CCCUUCGCCCGUCGACUCGGCGGCGGUCCCGGAUCCAGCCGGGCCGCGGCUCUUGCCGCCUUGCCCCAACCCUGCUCUGCCCGGGCCCAGCCUCAGAUCGAGGCCGCCAGCGCCGUGCACCGCGGAGGAGCAGCCCGCACGCACCCCCCACCUCCACCCCGGUUCCCGCCCUGCCCGUAGCGGUCUCUCCCGGGCCCGCAGUUCCUCCGGGGCCGGGGCCCCCGCCGCCUCCGGGCCCCCGUGCCCCGGCCCCGGUUCCCCGGGCCAUGCGGCCUCGGCCCCGCCGGCGCCCGCCGCGCACCGGGGGAGAUGAGGCUCCGCAAUGGCACCUUCCUGACGCUGCUGCUCUUCUGCUUGUGCGCUUUCCUCUCUCUCUCCUGGUACGCAGCGCUCAGCGGCCAGAAAGGUGACGUGGUGGACAUUUACCAGCGCGAGUUCCUGGCACUGCGAGACCGUUUGCACGCGGCUGAGCAAGAGAGCCUGAAGCGCUCCAAGGAGCUAAACCUGGUGCUGGAAGAAAUCAAGAGGGCAGUGUCCGAGAGGCAGGCGCUGCGGGACGGAGAAGGCAAUCGCACUUGGGGCCGCCUAACAGAGGAUCCGCGACUGAAGCCGUGGAACGUCUCGCACAGGCACGUACUUCAUCUGCCCACCGUCUUCCACCAUCUGCCGCACCUGCUGGCUAAGGAGAGCAGUCUGCAGCCCGCAGUGCGAGUGGGCCAGGGCCGCACCGGAGUGUCCGUGGUGAUGGGCAUUCCGAGCGUGCGGCGCGAGGUGCACUCGUACUUGACUGACACAUUGCACUCGCUCAUCUCGGAGCUGAGCCCGCAGGAGAAGGAAGACUCGGUCAUCGUGGUGCUGAUCGCCGAGACGGAUACACAGUACACGUCGGCAGUGACAGAGAACAUCAAAGCCUUGUUCCCCACAGAGAUCCAUUCUGGGCUCCUGGAAGUCAUCUCCCCUUCCCCUCACUUCUAUCCUGACUUCUCCCGCCUUCGAGAGUCCUUUGGGGAUCCCAAGGAGAGAGUCAGGUGGAGGACCAAACAGAACCUCGAUUACUGCUUCCUCAUGAUGUAUGCACAGUCCAAAGGCAUCUACUAUGUGCAGCUGGAGGAUGACAUUGUAGCCAAGCCCAACUACUUGAGCACUAUGAAGAACUUUGCCCUCCAGCAGCCCUCUGAGGACUGGAUGAUCCUGGAGUUCUCGCAGCUGGGCUUCAUUGGGAAGAUGUUCAAGUCACUGGAUCUGAGCCUGAUCGUGGAAUUCAUCCUUAUGUUCUACCGAGACAAGCCCAUUGACUGGCUCCUGGACCACAUCCUGUGGGUGAAAGUCUGCAACCCUGAGAAGGAUGCGAAACAUUGUGAUCGGCAGAAGGCCAACCUUCGGAUCCGCUUCAAGCCGUCCCUCUUCCAGCACGUGGGCACUCACUCAUCCCUGGCGGGCAAAAUCCAGAAACUGAAGGAUAAAGACUUUGGAAAGCAUGCUCUACGGAAGGAGCACGUGAACCCACCGGCGGAGGUGAGCACAAGCCUGAAGACGUACCAGCAUUUCACCCUGGAGAAGGCCUACUUGCGAGAGGAUUUCUUCUGGGCCUUCACACCUGCUGCAGGAGACUUCAUCCGGUUCCGCUUCUUCCAGCCACUGCGCCUCGAGCGCCCAGGCAUGGCCUUCUCUCUGCUGGGCCUGGACAGGGGUUCCUGGGCAGUACUUCGGCUCAUUGGCCCGCUUGGCGUCUGUAGGUUCUUUUUCCGAAGCGGGAACAUUGAGCACCCAGAAGAUAAGCUCUUCAACACUUCUGUGGAGGUGCUGCCCUUCGAUAACCCCCAGUCAGAGAAGGAGGCCCUUCAGGAGGGCCGCUCAGCCACUCUCCGGUACCCUAGGAGCCCUGAUGGCUACCUCCAGAUUGGCUCCUUCUACAAGGGUGUAGCUGAAGGAGAAGUGGAUCCUGCCUUUGGCCCCCUGGAAGCACUGCGUCUCUCCAUUCAGACUGACUCCCCGGUGUGGGUCAUUUUGAGUGAGAUCUUUCUGAAAAAGGCCGACUAAGUAGAAGGCUUCCAAGGGUGCUCUGUGGCCGGCUCUGGAGCCCACGGUUCUGAGGGUGUCGCUGCUACUGCUGCUGCUGCCCCAGAGGACCAGGCAUAUCCACCCCACCUGGAGGGUUCUGCCUGGCAGGCGGCUCGGGCUGGCCUGGGGUUCACCGCUGGCCCGGAGGCCCCAGAAGCUGGUGCUGCUCCUGCCCGCCGGGCCGCGGGAGAGGCAGGCGGCCCCCACACUGUGCCUGAGGGCCGGCCUGCUGCCGCCCAAAAAGAACUGAACCGAACCGUUUGCCCCGGCCAGUGGUCUUGAGCCAGGCCAUUAGAAGAGCUUUUUCUUGGGUGCCCGCUGUGUGCGGCGCGGAACACUGGAAUGCAUACACUACUUUAUGUGCUGUGUUUUUUAUUCUUGGAUACAUUUGAUUUUUUCACGUAAGUUCGCAUAUACUUCUAUAAGAGCGUGACUUGUAAUAAAGGGUUAAUGAAGUAUCUCUCUCA
Messenger RNA from Rattus rattus (black rat), 2528 nucleotides. It is a transcript of the gene Mgat4b, whose product is annotated as alpha-1,3-mannosyl-glycoprotein 4-beta-N-acetylglucosaminyltransferase B. Gene Ontology annotation, biological process: protein N-linked glycosylation. Bases 310 to 2040 code for a protein of 576 amino acids. The record is from RefSeq and is a predicted model, not a curated record. Gene Ontology annotation, cellular component: endoplasmic reticulum-Golgi intermediate compartment; Golgi stack; endoplasmic reticulum. Gene Ontology annotation, molecular function: acetylglucosaminyltransferase activity. The transcript has 15 exons. NCBI's taxonomy places the organism in Eukaryota, Metazoa, Chordata, Mammalia, Rodentia, Muridae.